UUAGGAAGGCAAAGAGUUCGGGAAAGAGGCCGAGUGUUUUUUACACUCUGAUUGGUUGUCCUCAUGUUCUACAAGUUUGGUUCUACGAGUGUUGUAAGUACAUGAAAGGUAAGUACUGCCAAAAGGAAAGCUCUCGUAUUCCAAGGAUCACUCAGUGGACAUGCAAUAGUCAACCUACUUUCAAAGUUUUGAAGACUACUAUCUUUGAUGUUUCCAAAGAUAAGCUGCAACUUUCAAAUAUGAGGCCCACGGCUGGUGAGUUCAAAGCUUUGAAACUGAGCAGUUUCAAGUUCGACACCGACUUCAACUCUUACAAGAGUCUUCCUGUCCCCGAAGAGCCAACUGUUGCUCGAGGUGACAUUUCGUCAAGCUUGAGGGCCUUUUCUGAGAAAUUUCAUGGGUUGGAGGUCAAGAUCGAUUCGUUGCAUACUUCCCAACAGAAGAUUUCAUCUGAUUUGGUUGAGUUGAAAGAGUUUGUGUCUGCACAGUUUGUUUCUUUUGGUGCUCAGAUGGCUUCAAUGCAGACACAGUUUUCUACUGUUUUUGCCGAUUCCUAUGCCAAGGAAAAAGGCAGUGACUCUUCCAAUGAUGAUGAUGGAGGUGGUGAUGAAGCAGAUUUUGAUUUAAAUGAAUCUGAAGAAACUGAUGAAAAUGAAGAAGAGAAUGUUAUGGGUGAUGACGAAGGGGAGGGUAGUGAAGGUGAAGAGAAGGAUGAUCAAGCCGAUGAAGAUUCUGACUCAAAAGAAAAAAAUGAUAAUGGCAGUGAUGAUGAUGCCACUGAUAGUGAGGAGAAGAAUUUCGUUGAUUUCAAUGACGGCCCUACUCAAAUAGAUGUUGAGGCUACUGUUCAGUCCGGGGUAAAAGCAGUUGAGCUUAUGAUGUCUUCAGAUGGAAUUGGUGGUGAUCCUUGUAAACAGAUUUCAGUUUCUGAAAAUGUUGAGGUUACGGAUCGUCGUCUUGUUUGUUUUGAGAUGGGUGCAACAGGUCUCAAUGUUGAUUCUAACAUUGAACUUGAAGAUGACCCAAUUCCCGUUGAAGAAACUCCUCUUGUUGACAAGAGGAAAUCUAAGAAACCCAUAGCGCUGACGUCUCCGUUUAUGGAGUAUGACUCUUCCAUUUCUAGUUCUAAAGAUGGUUCUGGUUAUGGAGUUGUUAAGUAUGUGGCUGGGUUGUGUCCUCUCGAUGAUAAGAUUGGUGAAGAUGUAGAACAUAAAGACGAGAUUGAUUUUGACUUGUGGCUUGGUGAAGGACGCCGAUCGAAGAAAGAUCCGCAUGAUAAGGAGAAGGUUUACUUGAAGGGUAAGGAUAAGAUUGUUCCCCCUUUUCGUUUUGGCGUGGAAGAUGUUGCAACCAAGAUGUGGUUCCACAAGCUUGCAUAUCCUGGCCAAUGUUUGACUAAUUCUCAUCUGGACAUCAUUUUUUACUAUCUACGUAAAAAAGGAAAGUAUGCAAAGGAGCCAAAGGUUAAGUUCACAACCACCGAUUGCUUAUUCUUCAAAACCAUUCAUGCUUUGUAUGAAAAAUUUAUUGCACAGAAAAAAAAUCUUUCUUUGAUAACUGCCCAGCAUGCCAUUGCUGAUUAUAUAAGAGGUAGAAAAAUGUUAUGUGGUUCCCCUUGGCAUUUGUGCGAUCAUGUUUUCUUUAUCAUCCAUAUGGAGACUGAAUCACAUUGGAUUCUUGGUCGAUUGAAUAUUGAGGAAAGGCGUGUGUACAUGUACAACUCCUUGUCGACUGCUAUGAAAGAUAGUGCUGCUAUCAAAGCUUGUCAGCCAUUUGCGGUGUUGUUGCCCCACUUUUUUGCUUUGUUUGAUGAGUUCAAAAAGGAAAACAAACCGAUUUGUUUAGACCCUUUCGAAGUUGUUAAGGUUGAUGGUUUGCCUCAACAAACCUCUAAUGACUGUGGUUGUUUCGUUGCAUCGUUCGCCGAAUACUUUAUUGAUAUGAAACCGAUUCCUCCCAUAUUUGAUGUUGAGAAACACCGUGAUAGGCUUGCUGUGUUGUUCUAUAAGUAUGCUCGCAUGAAAGAAGUGGAAUUUAUUGAUAGUGAAGAUGAGGCUCCUCCAAAGGGUCCAAAGAAGAAUUUGUCUUAGUUAUCUAUUGGUUGUUGUUGGAAAUACUACUUUUUUUUAUGUAGCUUUUGUUUUUUCUAUUACCAGAUUAUGUUCAUAAUCAUAGACAAGUUGUUGUUUCUAUCAUGUUUUUUUCUUAAUUGGAAUUGGUUUUUAAUUUGUUCA
Messenger RNA from Cannabis sativa, 2234 nucleotides. RefSeq lists its product as uncharacterized. Gene Ontology annotation, molecular function: cysteine-type peptidase activity. Gene Ontology annotation, biological process: proteolysis. NCBI's taxonomy places the organism in Eukaryota, Viridiplantae, Streptophyta, Magnoliopsida, Rosales, Cannabaceae. The record is from RefSeq and is a predicted model, not a curated record. Bases 102 to 2090 code for a protein of 662 amino acids. The transcript is spliced from 9 exons.